Molecule: messenger RNA, 1974 nt
Organism: Lachancea thermotolerans CBS 6340
Lineage: Eukaryota; Fungi; Ascomycota; Saccharomycetes; Saccharomycetales; Saccharomycetaceae
Gene: MSS116
Product: ATP-dependent RNA helicase
Exons: 1
Coding region: 1-1974 (657 amino acids)
Cellular component (GO): mitochondrion
Molecular function (GO): ATP binding; nucleic acid binding
Source: RefSeq, a predicted model, not a curated record
AUGAUUUCUGCUCUCUUCGCUCGCAAUGUGCCUGCAAGAACAUUCGAAGUCUCCAAACUGGUAGUGAGAGUUUGUGCUCUUCGCCAACUCUCCGACGAAGGCCGUCAAAGCUUUAGAGGGCGUGAUGGCAAUAGAAGUUAUAAUGGCGACCGAAGCUCCAGAGGUGGUUACGGAAGAAACGACCGAAACAGCAGAAGGCCUACAGGUGGCCACAGGGGUACUAGACUCCAAGGUGAGCCUCCUCUUCGCCUGAGUAACGUGGUUCGAGUGGCCGAUGACCAAAGUUCUAAAGAUAUCACGUUGGAUGGGUUGCAUCAGAGUGGCGUUAUUGACAAAGAGUUGCACAAAGCUGUCAGCAGAAUGAACUUUGAGAGCCUUACUCCUGUCCAGCAGAAAACCAUAAAGCCUAUUUUGGAAACAGAGCAUGAUGUGAUCGCGAGGGCGAAAACAGGUACUGGUAAGACUCUUGCAUUUUUGGUCCCUAUCUUUGAGCAUUUGAUCAAGACCCGCACGGAAUCUCCCUCCAUGGUGAAAUGUGUUAUUGUUGCACCAACACGCGACUUGGCUCUCCAAAUCGACUCUGAAAUCGAAAAGCUUCACAAGAACAAUCAUGCCUUGAGAAAGUUCAAAUCUAUAGCUUUGAUCGGUGGCAGCAAUUUCCAGGUGGCAAUCAAGCGCAUGUUCAAAGAUACACCGAACAUUGUUGUCGCGACACCUGGCAGACUCAUGGACGUGAUGUCUAAGUUCUCGGACAAGUUUUUUAAACAUGUUGACUUCAAGGUGCUUGAUGAAGCCGAUCGACUGUUAGAAAUUGGAUUUGAUGAAGACUUGAGAGAUAUCUCUAAGACUUUAAAUUCAAUCAACGCCACAGGACCAGAACACAUCAGGACAUUACUUUUUUCUGCAACUCUUGGGGACAAUGUUCAAAAGCUGGCUGCGGGUAUAAUGAACCGGAAAGAAAGUUUGUUCCUAGAUACAGUGGACGUCAAUGAGCCCGAGGCCCAUGAGAAAAUUGAUCAGCGCCUUGUGAUCUCAGAGAAUUUCGCUUCAAACCUUUACGCCCCUAUUUCAGCAAUUAAAAACCGACUGGCCACAAACAAUGAACCUUUCAAAGCAAUUCUGUUUGUCCCUACUGUCAAGUUCACUAAAUUCUACUGCACAAUCUUGGAAAGAUUGUUUCCAUCACUUCCGGUAUAUGAAUUCCAUGGAAAAAUUGACCAAAGAAAAAGAACCAAGAUGGUUGGUCUUUUCAAGCGGGCUCACGAAGGUAUUUUUGUCUGUACCGAUGUUGGUGCGAGGGGCAUGGAUUUCCCUGGUGUAGAGGAAGUAUUGCAAUUGGGCGUACCAUCUGAACUAUCCAACUACAUUCAUCGUAUUGGUAGGACAGCAAGGGGUGGUAAAGAAGGUAAGGCUACUAUUUACCUUUUCAAGGACGAGCUGCCAUUUAUUGACACUUUGGCGAGAGAAAAAAAUGUCAAGAUCGUCGACCAAGAUGAUUAUGCGGUUAACAAAGACGAAAUUGAGGAGUUCAACUCGUGCUUGCGUGAUGAAUUUAUGUUUAGAGAAAGUUUGGAAUCCAUGCUAUCGUUCUAUAAAGGUUGCGAGCAAGCUUAUGGGUUCUACAUGCCAAAGGUUGCACGCCAAAUUGCGAACUCUUACGGCCAGUGUUUGAUGCAACCUGAGAAGAAAAUGCCAAUCAGCCGUAGCACUGCAAGCAUGAGAUAUGGACUCAAAGGUAGAAUUGUCGAAGAAAUUUUUGACUGUGGUCAAUCCCACCGUGAAAGUUACAACAACGAAGAGAGACUUCCAAACCGCGGCAACAAAACUCGGAAUUUUAGCAAUAGAAGCAAUCAAGGCGGAUAUGAUUCUGGGCGCAGGGUCUCUAGACAACGCUGGGAGUCUAAUGAAAAAUUCGACAAUAAACGCUUCCGGUCACCAAAUAGAGGCGAAAAUCCAAGAAUAGAUUACAAUUAA